ACUGGAGCAGUAACACAUCUUGAAGUGCUCAUACUAGGCAAGUGACUUGCAAGACCUUUUGGGCCAGUACGCUGCUAACAACAUUAACUGAAUCUUUCGAUGGACCACAGGCAACAUUAACCUUUUGGAGACUAUCUCUAACAUAACCAUGAGGGUAUGAAACAGCAGAGGGUCCAAAGAUUGCUUGGAAAACUGGUGUAGUUUGUUAAUAACUGUGUGCUUCUGCAUGUCAAGCCAGAUCAUUUCUGCAGCACCUUUUUAAGAAAGGUCUUGUGUACUGUAGCACCUAAAGUGAAUCAGAAUGCCUCUCAGUGAUGACCAUAACAGUGAUUCAGAGUCUUCACGCCUCUCGGAAAGCACAGCUACUUCUAGCGACUCUGAAUAUUCAAGGCAGAGCUUUAACAGCGAUUCUUCAAGCAAACCCAGUUCUCCAGCGUCAGCAAGUCCCCCUAAGAUGAUUACAUUUGAUGAACUGAUGGCAGCUGCACGAAAUUUGACAAACUUGACCCUAGCUCAUGAAAUUGCUGUAAAUGCAAAUUUUUGCCUAAAACAUGAAGACUUGCCACAGAACAGUUUUGCAGGCACAGUGAAACAGAUUGUACACAAGGCUUUUUGGGAUCACUUGGAAUCGGAACUGAAUGAAGAUCCUCCAGAAUAUGAACAUGCUAUCAAGCUCUUUGAGGAAAUCAAGGAGAUUCUUCUUUCCUUCCUGACUCCUGGAGCAAACAGGAUUCAAAAUCAGAUUUGUGAAGUUCUAGAUACGGAUCUUAUACGGCAGCAAGCAGAACAUAAUGCUGUUGAUAUUCAUGGGCUAGCUAAUUAUGUUAUCAACACUAUGGGAAAGUUGUGUGCUCCAAUAAGAGACAAUGAUAUAAAACAGUUAAAAGCAACUGACAAUAUCAUAGAAUUACUGAGACAAAUAUUCCGUGUUUUGGACCUGAUGAAAAUGGAUAUGGCAAAUUACGCAAUUCAAAACCUUAGACCAUACCUUCAGCGUAAUUUGGUGGACUACGAAAGAACAAAAUUCCAGGAAAUUCUUGAAGAAACACCAAGUGCCCUGGACCUCACAACAGAAUGGAUAAAGGAAUCUAUACAAGAUGAAUUGUCAUCUACUUCUGAUGAAUCUUCAUCAUCCCCUGGUGCUGAUAGUAGUUCUAAACGAACCAUUAGUCCUACACUGGUGCUAAACAAUGGCUACUUGAAACUGUUACAGUGGAAUUAUCACAAAACAAUUCCAGAGACUCUAAUAACAGACGAAGCUCGUCUUCAGGAGUUGAGAGAAAAGCUCAAACAAUUACAGAUCAUAGCUUGUGUUUGUCUUAUAACAAACAAUAUGGUGGGUGCAGCAAUUGUAGAUGUGCCUGAUUUUGCUGAGCAGCUGAAAAGGAUCUCUCUUCCUCUUCUUGAAGGCAUGAACAAGAAAACUUUUGAUUUGAAGGAGGCUCUGGAUGCUAUAGGUGUCCAAAUUUGCAGUAAAGUGAACAGGUCUCUAACUGAAAAAGGUCUUCCCACUCUUGAUGAAGAAAUGCAGAGUAAUUUAAUGGGUCAAAUUGCUCAUAUUGUAGAGGAGAAUAAUCCUGUCUGUUCCUUGAUUGACAAACGGAUCCAGUUCUUCCUGAGAAGCUUGCUUGCUCUUCCCAGUUUUCAGAAGUCUAUGCCUACCAUGCCAGGAGGCCUUUCCGUGAUUCAGACAGAAAUGGAGCUUGUUGGAUCUCAGUAUGCAAGCAUUGUAAACUUUAAUAAACAAGUGUAUGGACCCUUCUACGCAAACAUACUUAGAAAACUACUUUUUCGUGAGACACCUAUGGGAAAAGCAGAAGCAGAAACAGGAACAGCAACAGCUACCAGUUAAAAAUUUUCACCUAUUUCUUUACCCCUUUUUUUAUCUUCCAAAGUGAUCUGUCUUCCCUACUAAGAAUAGUCCACUCCAGUGAAUAGCAGUGAGAGAGAUCUUGUAAAAUGUAUACAGAUAGCUUCUGAAAUUCACUGGAAAGACAUUUAAGUUCAAGGACAUACAUAUUUUAAUAGAAUAAAUUCGUUUGAUGCAUUUUGUCACUUGUGAACUAUUAGUUCUCAUGGCAAGCAUUUAUGAUUUGCAUUGGGAAGG
Messenger RNA from Pezoporus occidentalis (night parrot), 2107 nucleotides. RefSeq names its product t-complex 11 like 2 (gene TCP11L2). The transcript is spliced from 11 exons. Lineage: Eukaryota; Metazoa; Chordata; Aves; Psittaciformes; Psittacidae. Gene Ontology annotation, biological process: signal transduction. The coding region runs from base 302 to 1852 and encodes 516 amino acids. The record is from RefSeq and is a predicted model, not a curated record.